Molecule: messenger RNA, 1449 nt
Organism: Syngnathoides biaculeatus (alligator pipefish)
Lineage: Eukaryota; Metazoa; Chordata; Actinopteri; Syngnathiformes; Syngnathidae
Gene: chst2b
Product: carbohydrate (N-acetylglucosamine-6-O) sulfotransferase 2b
Exons: 1
Coding region: 38-1438 (466 amino acids)
Biological process (GO): carbohydrate metabolic process; sulfur compound metabolic process; N-acetylglucosamine metabolic process
Cellular component (GO): Golgi membrane
Molecular function (GO): N-acetylglucosamine 6-O-sulfotransferase activity
Source: RefSeq, a predicted model, not a curated record
GGUGGGGGCGGGGGGGGUGGCUGUGUCGUGGGCACAGAUGAGAGGCAAAACGUAUCACCCGCCGCUGAAGUUGACGGCGCCGUGGGAGAAGGAUGCCGGCUUCGGCAGGAAGCUCAAGACCUACAGGAACCGCACCAAGAUAAUCGCGCAGCCCGGCAUCGUGAUGAAAGUGCUGCGCAGGAAACGGAUCGUGCUGUUCGGGGCCUACUUCCUGCUCCUGGUGCUCACCAUGCUCAACUUGGCCAACUACAAGUGGACCAAGGAGCCGCGGGAGCCGUGCAGCCACCCGAUGAGGGGCGCCGCCUACCAGGGCCGCUCGGACCUGCGCUACCUCUACCGGCCCUCGCUGGCCAAGAAGAGGCAGCUCAUCUACGUGCUGACCACGUGGCGCUCGGGCUCGUCCUUCUUCGGUGAGCUGUUCAACCAGAACCCCGACGUGUUCUUCCUGUACGAGCCCAUGUGGCACAUCUGGCAGAAGUUGUACCCGGGCGACGCCGUGUCCCUGCAAGGGGCGGCGCGGGACAUGCUGAGCUCGCUCUACCGCUGCGACUUGUCCGUCUUUCAGCUUUACAACAGCCCCGGGGGCAAGAACUUCACCUCGCUGGGGUUGUUCGGAGCCACUCUGAACAAGGUGGUGUGCUCCUACCCGCUGUGCUCGGCCUACAGGAAAGACGCGGUGGGGAUGGUGGACGACAAGGUCUGCAAAAAGUGCCCCCCGCAGAGCCUCAGACUGCUGGAGGACGAGUGCCUCAAGUACAACACCGUGGUCAUCAAAGGGGUGCGCAUUCUGGACGUCAACGUUCUGGCGCCCCUCAUGGAGGACCCCUCCCUGGACCUGAAGGUGAUCCACCUGGUCCGAGACCCGCGGGCGGUGGCCAACUCCCGCAUCAAAUCCCGGCACGGCCUCAUCCGGGAGAACCUGCAGGUGGUGCGCAGCCGGGACCCCAAACUCCGCCGGAUCCCGUUCGUGGAUCCCGGCCACAAGGCCAACAAGAAAGACGGCUCGGACUACCACUCCAUCGGCGCCAUGGAGGUGAUCUGCGACCGCACCUCCCGGACGCUGAGGACGGCGCUGAACCCGCCCGGCUGGCUCAAGGGCAAGUACAUGGCCGUCCGCUACGAGGACCUGGUGGACAAUCCGGUGAAGACCCUCCGCGGGGUCUACCGCUUCGCCAACCUGACGGCCAACCGCGACAUCGAGUCCUUCGCCCUCAACAUGACCAGCGGCUCCAGCUCGUCGUCCAAGCCGUUCAUCGUGUCGUCCCGCAACGCCACCCAGGCGGCCAGCGCGUGGCGGACCGUCCUCAGCAUCCAGCAGAUCAAGCAAGUCGAGGACUACUGCCACCACUCCAUGGCCGUGCUGGGCUACGAGCGUGUGCGGACCGCCGGCGAGGCCAAGGACCUCGGCAAGUCGCUACUGACCCAGUCCAAACUGUAAAGACGCCACCC